Erinaceus europaeus (western European hedgehog) is the source of this 3076-nucleotide messenger RNA. RefSeq names its product mitogen-activated protein kinase 8 interacting protein 1 (gene MAPK8IP1). The record is from RefSeq and is a predicted model, not a curated record. Gene Ontology annotation, cellular component: cytoplasm. Gene Ontology annotation, biological process: regulation of JNK cascade. Lineage: Eukaryota; Metazoa; Chordata; Mammalia; Eulipotyphla; Erinaceidae. Bases 255 to 2354 code for a protein of 699 amino acids. Gene Ontology annotation, molecular function: protein binding. The transcript is spliced from 12 exons.
AGGAAGCCGCCUGCCGGAGGGCUGGGCCAGGGAGGCUGGAGCUGGGGCGCGGGUCGCGGCGCUGCCUCCUCUCCCGGCCCAUCUAUUUUUAAUGAGCGGCCCGGGCUUCUGCAGCGGACAGAAUGCAGAGAGGCAGGCCCAGGCGGUGGAGGCCAGAGGCCCCAGCUCUAUCCUGAGCCCCGGCCCCCCUACCCUUCUGGGCAUGAGAGGGCGGCCCUGGGGCCCCACCGCCCCCCAGCCGGGCAGGGCCCCCCAUGCAGCUGGUACUGAAGAUGGAUUCAAGCCCAGACAAUGACAGCUGGUUGGAGGACCAGUGGGAGCGCUGGCUCACCCAUGACAUCAGCCUAGAGGAGUUUGAGGAUGAAGACCUCUCAGAGAUCACAGAUGAGUGUGGCAUCAGCCUGCACUGCAAGGAUGCCCUGUCUCUGCGGCCCCCGCGCGCAGGGCUGCUGCUGUCUGGGGGAGGCGGCGGCGCGGGCAGCCGGCUGCAGGCCGAGAUGCUGCAGAUGGACCUGAUCGACGCGGCGGGGGACACUCCCGGCGCCGAGGACGACGAGGAGGACGAGGAGGAGCGCGCGGCGCGGCGGCCGGGGGCCGGGCCACCCGAGGCCGAGCCCCGCCAGGAGCCGGCGCCCCGCGGCCAGAGCCAGGGCCAAGGCCAGGGCGGCGGGGACACGUACCGGCCCAAGAGACCCACCACGCUCAACCUCUUCCCGCAGGUGCCGCGGUCUCAGCAGGACACACUGAAUAAUAAUUCUCUGGGCAAGAAGCACAGUUGGCAGGACCGGGUGUCUCGCUCAUCCUCACCCCUGAAGACUGGGGAGCAGACACCUCCACACGAGCACAUCUGCCUGAGCGAUGAGCUGCCCCCCCAGAGCAACCCCGCCCCCACCAAGGACCGAGGCACCUCCACCGACAGCCCGUGUCGCCACAGCACCGCCACCCAGAUGGCGCCUCCCACUGGGCCCCCCGCUGCUCCACCCGGUGGCCGUGGCCAUGCUCACCGAGACCGCAUCCACUACCAGGCUGACGUGCGGCUCGAGGCCACCGAGGAGAUCUACCUGACGCCCGUGCAGCGGCCCCCAGACCCCGUGGAGCCCGCCUCCACCUUCCUGCCACCCGCUGAGAGCCGGAUGUCCAUCAGCUCCGACCCAGACCCCGGCGCCUACCCCUCGGCUGCAGGCCGCCCCCACCCCUCCAUCAGCGAAGAGGACGAGGGCUUUGACUGUUUGUCGUCCCCAGAGCGGCCUGAGCCACCGGAGCCUCCGGGCGGAGGGUGGCGGGGGAGCCUCGGGGAGCCGCCACCCCGGGCCUCACUGAGCUCAGACACCAGCGCCCUGUCCUACGACUCGGUCAAGUACACGCUGGUGGUGGACGAGCACGCACAGCUGGAGCUGGUGAGCCUGCGGCCCUGCUUCGGUGACUACAGUGACGAGAGCGACUCGGCCACCGUCUAUGACAACUGCGCCUCCGCCUCCUCGCCCUACGAGUCCGCCAUCGGGGAGGAGUACGAGGAGGCCCCCCGACCUCGGCCCCCUGCCUGCCUGUCCGAGGAUUCCACGCCUGACGAGCCCGACGUCCACUUCUCCAAGAAGUUCCUCAAUGUCUUCAUGAGCGGCCGCUCCCGCUCCUCCAGUGCAGAGUCCUUUGGGCUUUUCUCCUGUGUUAUCAACGGGGAGGAGCAGGAGCAGACCCACCGGGCCAUAUUCAGGUUUGUGCCUCGGCACGAAGACGAGCUGGAGCUGGAGGUGGAUGACCCUCUGUUGGUGGAGCUGCAGGCGGAAGACUACUGGUACGAGGCCUACAACAUGCGCACCGGGGCCCGGGGCAUCUUCCCCGCCUACUAUGCCAUCGAGGUCACCAAGGAGCCCGAGCACGUGGCAGUCCUCAGCAAGAACAGCGACUGGGUGGACCAGUUCCGGGUGAAGUUCCUGGGCUCAGUCCAGGUCCCCUAUCACAAGGGCAACGACGUCCUGUGUGCCGCUAUGCAAAAGAUCGCCACCACCCGCCGGCUCACCGUGCACUUUAACCCACCCUCCAGCUGCGUCCUGGAGAUCAGCGUGCGGGGCGUGAAGAUAGGUGUCAAGGCUGACGACUCCCAGGAGGCCAAGGGUAAUAAAUGUAGCCACUUUUUCCUGUUGAAGAACAUCUCUUUCUGUGGAUACCAUCCAAAGAACAACAAAUACUUUGGGUUCAUCACCAAGCACCCUGCCGACCACCGUUUUGCCUGCCACGUCUUUGUGUCUGAAGAAUCCACCAAAGUCCUGGCGGAGUCCGUGGGGAAAGCAUUCCAGCAGUUCUACAAACAGUUUGUGGAGUACACCUGCCCCACAGAGGACAUCUACCUGGAGUAGCUGCCACUGCUCUCGCCAUCCCCGGGGCCAGGACUGACGGGACGAGGCACAGCUGGGAAAGGGGCGCCUGCGGCCUCCCAGGACUGGGAGGUGGGGGCCGCAGGGGAGGGGGUGGGUGGGUUCUGGGGAAAGGCACAUGCAGUUUAUUGUAACAUACGGAUUAGAUUCAUCUAUGAGGACAGAGCAGGCUGCCCCGGGUUGGGAGAGGUCAGGGCUGAGGAGGUGGCAGGCCUGUGACCAGGAAGGAUGGUCUGUGCCUCUGACAGACCUUGGAGCAGGGGGCCUGGCCCACUCUAGGUCUCACUCCCCCAUCAGGCCUUGGCAGUCUGGCUGGUUGAUUCCUGCCUUGAUGAAGUCCACGCCACCCAUGGGUGCCCACCCCAACUCCCAACCCCAGGGCUCCGAGCUCAGGCUCAGCCCAGCCACUUCCUGAGGACUGUGUGGUAGGAGCAGCAACAGAUGGAGGGACAGGCCCUGUCCCCAGCCCUGCCACUUGUGUGGCCUCUGGGCAGCUCCCACCACUAGCCUUGCUGGCAUGCUGGCCCCCUGGCAGGUGUGGGACCUCUCUGGGAGGCAGAGAGCCCAGCAGAUGCUGCACCGGCAGGAAAAGGCAGCUUCCAGACUGGCCUGGGCUGCCUGGGGCCUCCCAGCUGCUUUGGCCGUCGCCCAUCCCAGUCCUGUCACCCUGGCCACAACUAUUAAAGUGCCAUUUCCUGUCUGGA